AUGUCAGAAACCAGUAACAACCCGACUCCAGUGGAAAAGAAGAGAUCUGAUAUAAAUUGGGUUGUGCUAAGAAGUAAAGAUGAGAACGGCUACGAAAUAGUGGACAUGGUACAAAACGCAUUUUUAGAAAUGCUAAAUAAAGAUACCAACAAUUGUCUUCACAACUGUUAUUUGAUGUACUUGGACAAGACAUAUAUCCCUAAUUGCAUUUAUAGAUGCACCAAUUGUCUUACAAAAAAUAGUCUAUUAAACGAACGUUUAAUUAGAGACGUAGUUAAAGUUUACACAAAUAACAAAUUUAUAACUGGAAAUGAAAGAGAAGAUGAAAUCUUAGAAAAUUAUCAUGCCAUUAGAACAAUUUUCAUGAGAUACGAAGAAGAACGUAGAAAGAGAUUUUUCAGUCCAAAGAAACAAGGAGAAGAUAAGAGCAGGAUUCAAAGUUUAACAGCAGAAGGUGAAAAAAGCGGUGAGCAAGACAGUGAGCAAAGUGGGACAAAAACUGGUAGUGCAGAGAGAAAAAAAAUUAUAAAUAUAGAGGAAAUUCUUCAUAAAAGAAAAAUUGUCAAUACAUCUAAAAGAGUUGUAGAUAAAAUAAUUCAACAAGAUACAAUUAAAAGAAAAAAAAAAGAUAAUAUCCAUGAAUUGAAUGUAUCUACCGUAAAGAAGGAAGAUGAAAGAAAAAUGAGUUUGGACAUAUACAAACAAGAGUUUCGAAAACUCAUGACAAAUAAGUUCAUGUCGAAGUACGUUAUAGCUCUUAAAACAGCUAUUAACAACUAG
Strongyloides ratti is the source of this 780-nucleotide messenger RNA. RefSeq lists its product as hypothetical. The coding region runs from base 1 to 780 and encodes 259 amino acids. The transcript has a single exon. NCBI's taxonomy places the organism in Eukaryota, Metazoa, Nematoda, Chromadorea, Rhabditida, Strongyloididae. The record is from RefSeq and is a predicted model, not a curated record.